Molecule: messenger RNA, 2035 nt
Organism: Leguminivora glycinivorella
Lineage: Eukaryota; Metazoa; Arthropoda; Insecta; Lepidoptera; Tortricidae
Exons: 2
Coding region: 682-1725 (347 amino acids)
Source: RefSeq, a predicted model, not a curated record
UCCGUAAUAAACACCGAAAUAAUUUGUAAAUAGUUGACUAAACAAACAACAGACGUUAAAUAAAUAAACAAUAAUAUUAGUUAUAUUGAAAUAAAUAAGUGUUUGGUGUGAAAACAUUAAUACAAACUAGAAAAUUUAGUUUAAAAUCGCAGUGAAUUGUUCAAACAGUGACUAUCAAACGUACGAAUCAGCUGACCGCUGUCAACCAAUCAGCUGCUUGGAUUCUGCGUGCGCGCAUUGCCGUUGUGUACUGGCGUAUUCGGAAGACUGAACCUUAUUUCCAACGAGUGAAAACACACAUUACAAUGGCAAGCUGUGCAGGUUGUUUCGUUCAAAUAACGGAUACAACAUUUUUAAAGUGUUUUAACUGUCAAAACACGUAUUGCAUUCAGUGCUUGAAUAUUACAGACGAUUUUUUGAACAAGUUGGAAGCCGAACAAAGGUAUUUAUGGAAAUGUUUCGCAUGCAAAAGUGCCGGGCCGAAGUCAGACAACACAAAUACACCGGUACGCGGCGCCGACGGAAACGUAACCAUGCAUCGAGGGGGCUCGCGGGCCCGUGGGCCAGCACCGGCCCUACUCAACACCUGCGAGAUGGACGUGUCUUAUACUGACAACAGUGAAAACCAUUUACACGAUAAUACUUCGCACAACAUCUCACUCGACGACUGGCGUUACCGAUAUGCAGGCACUGGUGUCAGAAAUCAGACUCUUCCGCGUGGAAAUGCGGGCCAUGAGCCAGCAUAUCCAGGCUCUGCGGGCUAGCAUGACAGAUCUAACGUCCAAAAUUGAUGGUUGCGAUAGACGCAUUGAUGGUCUGUGUGCCCGCGUGGAAGCGUUAGAGGCAAGGGCCCCUAAUGGGAUUGACUCUAACAACACAGAAUCAUCACUGAUGGAAACCAUUACUCAGUUAAAAAUGGAACUGAAUGACCGAGACCAAGGUCAACUGCUCAAUGACAUUGAGAUUUCUAAUGUACCGGAAGAGAACGGGGAAAAUACUGUACACAUUGUAACUACCUUAGGUCAGAAGCUUGGAGUCACGCUGUCGGAGCACGACAUCGUUGAUGCAACUCGCGUGGGUCGCGCUUCGCAGUUAAACGAUGGAGUCCAGGGCCCGCCGGCGCCGGCGCGCCCGCGGCUGCUGGUUGUGCGGCUGGCGCGCCGCGCCGUGCGCGACCGGCUGCUGCAGGCAGCGAGGGUGCGCCGCGGCGCCACUACGGAGGGCACCGGCCUGCCAUUGCCUAUCAGCCGUUUUUACAUCAACGAGCGUCUCACCGUCGUCAAUCGAAGGCUGUUUCAGAAAACGCGGCAGCUGAAGGACCAGCUCGGCUGGCGUUAUGCAUGGACCCGCGACGGAAAGAUCUACGUGCGCCAACGUCCUGGCUCGGAGUCUCCACGACAUCGUAUACGCUAUAUAUUGCAUUUGUCACUGGAGCGCGUCGCAGCAAGAACAACUUCUAUUGUUAAUAAACAAUUAAUCAAUACACUCAACGCACUGUAUAACUGUAUGACAGUAAGUAAUACACACUUGAACGCCAUACACUCCACAAACCACACGAAUCACUAUACUAAAUUGUAUCUAAACACACUUUCAAUAGAACACAUAUUUAUAUCGGAAAAAACACGAACAGGUUUUGAGGUUACGAAUGUUACGAGAACAUCACCGCGUUGUCUUUUUUUGUGUCAUUUUAAUCACAACCUUUUAACGAAUAUUUCUUUAAGAUAGGCGCUAAAACGAAAUACUUAAAGUUAGGUUUUUAUAACGCGGGUUCUUUGGCUACGGGACAUAAUGACUUUUUAAUCGCAAUGAAUAAAUUUGAUGCCGAUAUAGUAGCGAUUAACGAAACGUGGAUUAGACAAGGUCAAGAACGACUCGCCCCGCGCGUUCCCGGAUACAAAUUAAUAAACGCCCCUCGACCCACCUCCAUGCGCGGUGGCCGUGGCGGGGGGGUCGCGUUUUACAUCAAGUCUACGGUGCGCGCGCGCCGAUCUACCCACCCUGCUGCCGAUAUUGAGCAAUUGUGGAUAUCUUUGUC